Messenger RNA from Linum trigynum, 1013 nucleotides. The record is from the annotation of a GenBank genome assembly. Lineage: Eukaryota; Viridiplantae; Streptophyta; Magnoliopsida; Malpighiales; Linaceae.
GGACCGGCCGGUCAGAGUCGGGUUUGACAACCUUGGUUCACAGUGUAGUUGUAUUCUAUCUUUUCAAAAUCAAUAAAAUUACUUUCUUUUCUUUACAAGAGAUCAUCUCAGAGAGCUUAAAUCAGAAUAUCUUAUUGAGUGCUUCUCACAUUCUGGGUUUAAAAUUGGUAUCAGAGCCUACUCUUUGAAGGAUUAACCAUUGCCAAAGAGAAGGUCUUGGGAUGUCUGGGUCUUCGUCAACCGCGGUCUCUUACUCCGCAAAUACAAAUCCCUCGUGGUUUGAUGGAACGAACUACACGGUCUGGAAGAAGAGGAUGCGAAUCUAUCUUCGUGGACUUGAUGAAGAAUUGUGGGCAGUUGUCAGGAAGGGACCAGUCCCUAUGGAGGAUGAAGACGAAGAAGAUUGGAAAGAGGAGCAGAAGAUCUCUUCUCAUCUUGACUCAAGAGCUAUGCAUAUCCUGUUUUCAGCGUUGUGUCCAGAGGAAAGAAGUCAAGUAGCUCAAUGCGAGUCAGCUAAAGAGAUUUGGGAGUCUCUUCAGACUACCCAUGAAGGUACGUCUGAGGUUAAAGAAAGUAGGAUUGAUGUCAUGCUGAAUGAGUAUGAAUCAUUUGGAAUGAGUUCAUGAGAAUCAAUCUCUAGUAUGUAUAUAAACGGUUCAAUGACUUGAUAAAUAGAUUAAAAGGAUUAGGAAAAUUCUUUGAAACUAAGGAUUUAGUUAGUAAAAUUCUAAGAUGCCUACCUAGAGAAUGGUUACCUAAACGCACUGCAAUUGAAGAAGCUAAAGAUCUAAAUGUUUUGUCUAUUGAAAGACUGGUAGGAUCUUUAUUAAGUCAUGAAGAAGUUAUGAUUCAAAUGAACAAAGAAGAUCAUAGGAGGAGAAAAGUUAUAGCCUUUAAGGCUCUAGAAUACGAUAGCGAUUCUGAGAUAGACAUGGGAGAGGAAUUUGAAAAAGAAUUUGCCCUUGCCAGUAGGAAAUUUCAUCGCAUGCUCAAAAUGAAGAAGGACUUUCAGA